Drosophila suzukii is the source of this 902-nucleotide messenger RNA. RefSeq names its product splicing regulatory glutamine/lysine-rich protein 1. NCBI's taxonomy places the organism in Eukaryota, Metazoa, Arthropoda, Insecta, Diptera, Drosophilidae. The record is from RefSeq and is a predicted model, not a curated record.
GGCAUCAAUUGUUUUCCAUCAACCCAGUUUGAAACAUACGUCAGAAUGAGCGACAAAAACACUAAAGGAUUUAAGGGCCUAUUUAAAAAGAUGAACAAGAGAGAAAAUCACGAACGUGACUCCCAGCAGAAGAACUACGUUGUGGAGAGUUCCCAGCCGAAGCCUGAAAAGGAGAACAGUCGGGAUCGCAAGGAGCGUGAAAAGGAACGCAAGAAGGAGCAGGAACUUGAACGUAAGCGGGAGCAGGAAAGGCGAAAGGAACUCGAGCGGGAAAAGCAGCUUGAAAAGCAACGUCAGCUGGAAUGGAAAAAGGAUCUGGAAAAGGAGCAGCAGCGCGAGAGGGAAUUGGAGCGGGAUCAUCCAAGACAGGCGGCAGCCACGGCUGCAAAGAAACCAAACCCCGAGAUCGUCAAGUUCGACGAGGAAUUCGAACGUGAUAUUGAAACUUUGGAGCGCCAAAUAUGUAACUUGGAUUUUCGCUCCAAGACCAUGGCCACCAUGUGGAUAGACAAGCUGCGUCGCACACCACAGAGUGUAGCCGAAGCUAGGUCGAGGAACAUCAUAACAUCCCACAUCCUCAAGUGCUGUGGCGAAAACAUAUUCAAGAAGGAGCCUUUCAACCAUCCCCCACCACCCGAAAACUUGGCAAUUAUAAGAGAGCGAAUGUUCCUGACGCGGGAUAGUACGUGCCAUGGUAUGCCUGUGGCUAAACAGAGGGAACCGAACAGCUAUUUAACUCAAUUGUUUAACGAUUCUUACGAUGGUGGUGAAUUCCUAAGCCAGCUACCCGUGCCACGUGAUGGUGCUUUCUUCAUCCUGCACAUGCGUCCAAAUUUAUAAAAGUGAAUUGAACAUGAAAUACAACCCAACCAAAUUCAAAAUUUUAGUAACAUUUUGUAUCU